AUGGCAGACAACAACCCUGCAGUCAACAGUCUAGCGGACAACAGCGAAGCAGAGCGCGAUAUGCAGAAGUUCGCGAAGGAGGUUGGAGGGUCGACGCAAGAAAAGCCGAUGAGGAAGAAGAAGGGAGGAGCGGUGGAGGAGGUGAAGGUAACACUGGAUGAGAUGAAGAAGCUUAGGAGCGCAGGGAUAAGAGGGUUUGAAAACGUACCCCCGUGGGUCUUUACCAAGGAGCAGCUGCUGCAGCAGGAGUGGAAAACAAGGGAUGAGAAACGGCCGAAGCAUCUGAAGGAGAGGAUGGAGAAAAUUUCUAGUGGGCCCAAGUUGGACUGGACGACAUUCUUUCAGAAGAGAAAGGUCUCGAUGCGAGGAGUAAACGACCUGAUGAUUGCGCUGAAUCGAAGGAAGGACUUCAAGACGACUGUUAGUGUGUUUGAGAAGAUGGGGGAGCAGGGUUUGGAGAGAGAUCAGCACAGUUACACAACUGUGUUGUAUGCGUGCAAAGGGCUCGGUUUGCUCGACAAGGCGAUGGAAAUAUUUGAGACUAUGAGGCAUUCUGGUCAGAAGAUGAGCAGCCCAGCCCCAUAUAAUCAGAUGAUCCAUAUCUUGAUGAAAGCAGGGAAGUUGGAGCAAGCGAUGUGUAUCAUCGAUGUCUUGAAGGCUGAUGGGUUGAAACCGGACAAGAUCACUUACAGCAACAUGCUCUAUGCCGCAUGCUACGGCAACGAGUACGAGCCCCCAUUCAG
Guillardia theta CCMP2712 is the source of this 743-nucleotide messenger RNA. RefSeq lists its product as hypothetical. The record is from RefSeq and is a predicted model, not a curated record. Gene Ontology annotation, molecular function: protein binding. NCBI's taxonomy places the organism in Eukaryota, Cryptophyceae, Pyrenomonadales, Geminigeraceae. The annotation marks the transcript as partial. The transcript is spliced from 4 exons.